This is a messenger RNA of Capsicum annuum, 487 nucleotides long. Its product is annotated as temperature-induced lipocalin-1. Lineage: Eukaryota; Viridiplantae; Streptophyta; Magnoliopsida; Solanales; Solanaceae. The record is from RefSeq and is a predicted model, not a curated record.
CGCCUUUAUAUAUCCCACUAAACCUUAUCAAGAAGCCAAUCCAAAAAGAACAAAAAUUCCAAAAACCUUUUUCCCAACAAAUUUUCUUGAAAUUUUGCAAAAAAAAAUAAAAAUAUUGACCACAAAAGAGAUGGAAGUAGUAAAAAACUUGAAUGUUGAAAGAUACAUGGGGAGAUGGUAUGAAAUUGCCUCAUUUCCCUCAAGAUUUCAGCCCAAAGAUGGAGUGGACACAAGGGCUACUUACUCUUUGAAUCCAGAUGGGACAAUACAUGUGUUAAAUGAGACAUGGAGUGGUGGAAAAAGAGGUUAUAUUGAAGGCACUGCUUAUAAAGCUGAUCCAAAUAGUGAUGAAGCUAAACUCAAAGUCAAAUUUUAUGUUCCUCCGUUUUUGCCAAUUAUUCCGGUUACUGGAGAUUAUUGGGUUCUACAUAUUGAUCCAGAUUAUCAAUAUGCUUUGAUUGGUCAGCCUAGUAGGAAUUAUCUUUGG